AUGGGCUCCCGGGGGGCUCUGGCUUACUGGGGGCUUCUGGAUUACAAGACGGAGAAGUAUGUGAUGACCAGGAACUGGCGGGUAGGCGCCCUGCAGAGGCUGCUGCAGCUGGGAGUUGUGGCCUAUGUGAUAGGGUGGGCCCUCCUCACCAAAAAAGGCUACCAGGAACGGGACCUGGACCCGCAGAUUUCCGUCAUCACCAAACUCAAAGGGGUUUCUGUGACCCAGAUCAAGGAGCUGGGUAACCGGCUGUGGGACGUGGCUGACUUCGUGAAGCCACCGCAGGGAGAAAACGUGUUCUUCUUGGUGACCAAUUUCCAGGUGACACCGGACCAAGUUCAAGGCAGAUGCCCAGAGCAUCCCUCUGUCCCACUGGCUAAUUGCUGGACCGACGAGGACUGCCCUGAAGGGGAGACAGGGACGUACAGCCAUGGCAUCAAAACGGGCCAGUGUGUGGUGUUCAAUGGGACCCACAAGACCUGUGAGAUCUGGGGCUGGUGCCCAGUGGAGGGUGACACCGUGCCUAAGAGGCCCCUGCUGGUCCAGGCGGAGAACUUCACCCUGUUCAUCAAAAACACGGUGACCUUCAGCAAGUUCGACUUCUCCAAAUCCAACACCUUGGAGACCUGGGACACCAACUAUUUCAAACACUGCCGUUACCAUCCACACUCCAGCCCCUACUGCCCCGUGUUCCGCAUCGGGGACCUAGUGGCUGAGGCCGGGGGAGACUUUGAGGACUUGGCGUUGCUGGGCGGCUCCGUGGGCAUCAGCGUUCACUGGGAUUGCGACCUGGACGCCGGGGGUUCAGAUUGCUGGCCCCACUACUCCUUCCAGCUGCAACAGAGGAGCUACAACUUCAGGACAGCCACUCACUGGUGGGAGGCUUCAGGCGUGGAGGCCCGGAGCCUGCUCAAGCUCUACGGAAUCCGCUUUGACAUCCUCGUCACUGGGCAGGCAGGGAAAUUCGGGAUCAUCCCCACGGCCAUCACAGUGGGCACGGGAGCUGCAGGGCUCGGCGUGGUCACCUUCCUCUGUGACAUGCUGCUGCUGUAUGUGGACAGAAAAGCCCAUUUUUACUGGAAGAAAAAAUAUGAGGAGGCAAAAGCCCCAAAGAUGACUGCCAAGCCCGCAUGGAUCAAACCUGCUUUCUCACUUGGAGCCCGGCCGCCCAGGUGCCUGAGGCAGGGCUCAGCGCCUGCCCCCAGGCCUGCCCAUUCCUGAGCCUGUACUGACCCCUGCUUGGGUGCUUGGGGGUGGGGGCCCUGCCCGGGGGACCUCAAGGACAAAGCCCCUAUAGGAGUGCGGUGAGGGGAGAGGGAGGAAUUCCCCUCCAACUCCUGGACUGACCGUCCCUCUGGGGCCUGGGGAAACACAGAAGCCACGUUUUUGUUUGGAGAAGAGCAGUGGAGAUGGGGUCGGCCGUGGAGACGGUGACAGGUAGAGGGCCACCCCUCCCCCAGCUGACGAGUGCCAGGCAGUGGGGCCAGAGUUGGCAAUCCUUGGCUCCUUGGGGACCUCCUAUAUGCCUCUUUGGAGACCCCCAACUCCUUAGAACCUGCACACCACGGGAGUUCCGGCACCCUAGGGGUGGGAGACUGUUCGUCUGGGGUUCAUCACACUCUGGGUCACAUCUAGGGACCUUUCAGGGCAGCUGCCCACUCUGCCCAUGGGAGGUCCUGACCUUGACCUUGGGUAGAGCAGAGUGGCUGGAUGAAACGUCCCCAAUAAAGGACACAGAGCUCCUCCUCAGGCUGGCCAGGUUCUGGCACUGGAAUCCCCUUGGUGGUGGUGGGGGGGGGGCAAGUCCUACCAAUCUCCCUGUGCCCCCUGACCCAUGGUCCAAACUCUCACUUGAUCCCAGCGUGGGGCAGGGGUUUGGGGGGUACCCACCCCAGGGAGCUGAGGGGCUGCCUUCUCCUGCUGGGGAGGGCACCUGCGAGGGGUGGAGUCACCUGGGGCUUGCAUCUGGAAUUUUCUGACACUUGCAGCCUCUGCAAAGCCCUUAGGUUCCCUGCCACCUUCAGUCCCCUGAGACUCAUUUCUAGGGAAGCAGGCUCUGAGGGGCUGGGCGUGGGCAUGGUCUCCUGGUUCCUGGAGGCAGGUCCCAUGGCCCCAUCAUCCUCUGGGAAAGCGGACAUCACUGCUGGAGUAAAGCGUGCCAAAG
Lepus europaeus (European hare) is the source of this 2164-nucleotide messenger RNA. It is a transcript of the gene P2RX6, whose product is annotated as purinergic receptor P2X 6. Gene Ontology annotation, biological process: response to ATP; monoatomic cation transmembrane transport. NCBI's taxonomy places the organism in Eukaryota, Metazoa, Chordata, Mammalia, Lagomorpha, Leporidae. The coding region runs from base 1 to 1221 and encodes 406 amino acids. Gene Ontology annotation, cellular component: nuclear inner membrane; plasma membrane. The transcript is spliced from 12 exons. The record is from RefSeq and is a predicted model, not a curated record. Gene Ontology annotation, molecular function: extracellularly ATP-gated monoatomic cation channel activity; purinergic nucleotide receptor activity; ATP binding.